Messenger RNA from Fusarium musae, 1140 nucleotides. RefSeq lists its product as uncharacterized. The transcript is spliced from 4 exons. The record is from RefSeq and is a predicted model, not a curated record. NCBI's taxonomy places the organism in Eukaryota, Fungi, Ascomycota, Sordariomycetes, Hypocreales, Nectriaceae. Bases 1 to 1140 code for a protein of 379 amino acids.
AUGUCGGCGGAAGCAGUAGAGGUGAUAUCGACACCGCAGGUUUACAUGCCCAUACUGGGUUAUGUCAAAGCCGAACUUGCCAUCAAUUGCUUGAUUGUGCUGCUGGUUCUGAUCGUCGUCACUCUGCGGGUCAUUGGGAGACUUAUGGGACCUGGACUUGGAUGGGAUGAUGGAUUCGUUAUUUUUUCAACGCCGCUGGGCGUGGCAAUGUUGUGUUGUCAAGGACUUUUUGCACCUGUUGGAAAUGGAUACGAGUUAGCGAAAUACCCUGAGCUCGCCGCGAAUAUUCCUUUCAUUCUCAAGUUGACAUUCUGCAUGCAAGCCAUCUAUGUCACCCUUCUCGCCUCCGUCAAAGCGAGCAUGUUGGCCUUCUUCAUCCGAGUCUUCCCCACGAGCUUCAUGCAAAAGUCAUCCAAGGCUGCCCUCGUCUUUGUCGCUAUGUGGCUCAUCGCCUAUCUCUGCUCUUGUAUCUUCCUGUGUAACCCAGUCUCCGCUCAGUGGACUGGUCUAGGAAAGUGCGGAGCUUACAUCCCCAUGAUCCAGUCCUUGAUCGCUACCAACGCUAUUGGAGACUUGAUCAUUAUGGCACUGCCUAUGCACAGUGUUUGGAACUUGAAGACACGCCGUGCGGAGAAGAUUGGUAUCACCUCUUGUUUCGCGUUGGGUCUUGCUUGCGUUGUCUGCGCCGUCUUCCGACUCAUCUACAUCUCAACCGUCGAUCUCAACAACAACGUUACAGGAACCAUGCCCACCACCAUCUUCCUCUUCAUCCUCGAGCCUAAUCUCGCCAUUCUCUGUGUCAGCAUUCCCAUGCUCCGACCUUUCUACGCCAAGUACAAGAAGCGAAUGGGGGGAUCUCGAUUGGAUGAAUAUUCUACCGAGCGUUCAACAGGAUUCAGGGAUGCCAGCCGAUCAGGUGCCGCGAGCACCCAGCCCCAGAUUUCUCGAGACCCAAACUUGUCGACCUGGGAGAUGGACGAUUACAGGCCAACAAAUGAUAAGCUCCAGCACGGUUAUGCCGUCACAGGAUUCCCUGAUGAGUCAGGGUCGGAGAAGAACUUGACUGUUGGAUCUUCUGAGAUGAAGAACAACGAGAUCAGUGUUGAGACUCGAUGGACAGUUACUCACUCCCGAAAGUAG